Molecule: messenger RNA, 3324 nt
Organism: Cuscuta campestris
Lineage: Eukaryota; Viridiplantae; Streptophyta; Magnoliopsida; Solanales; Convolvulaceae
Source: the annotation of a GenBank genome assembly
ACACAGUUGCCCGUCUCCCUUGUCACCCUCAUCGUCCAUCUCACUUCUUGCGCCUCUCUCCUGUUCGGCCUCCAUUGAACAAAAUACAGAGUACAUGUUUACCGAGAAACCCUAGUAGCUGCGGCGCUGCUCAAAUUUCUCAAAGAAAGAAGAUUGGUGAACAGAGAAGCCGAAUCGGCGCUCACAGAUUCGGUGAUUUCCGAAGUUGCUGGAAAAUUUGUUCUUCCAAAAAGCUAGAAAUCCUCUAAAAUCAUUCCAAACAAUUCAAAAUCAUCUCCCAGAUAUUCUUCUGUAUUGUUAUAAAUAAGCUCAAAUCAUCUCCCAACUACCCUUUGUCUGGUGCGGCUAGCAGAACACAGGUCGACGAUAAUGGGGAUUUUUGAACCAUUUAGAGCUAUUGGAUACAUCACGACCAACGUUCCAUUCUCAGUACAGAGACUUGGCACCGAGACAUUUGUCACUGUUAGCAUUGGCAAGGCUUUCCAGAUUUACAACUGCGCUAAGCUCAAUUUGGUUCUUGUCGGCCCUCAAUUACCAAAGAAGAUAAGAGCUCUUGCUUCUUACCGAGACUACACUUUUGCUGCCUAUGGAAAUGAUAUUGCAGUUGUGAAGCGUGCUCAUCAGGUGGCUACUUGGAGCAGGCACACUGCUAAGGUUAACCAUUUGCUACUUUUCGGUGACCACAUAUUAAGUGUUGAUGUUGAAGGAAAUAUCUUCACAUGGAACUUCAAAGGAAUAAGUGAAAACCUUGCUCCCGUUGGACACAUUUCGCUAGGAGAUAAUUUCACGCCAAGCUGCAUAAUGCAUCCAGAUACAUAUUUAAAUAAGGUCAUUGUUGGAAGUCAAGAAGGUACACUGGAACUUUGGAACAUUAGCACAAAUAAAAAACUGUAUGAGUUCACUAGGUGGAAGUCUUCUAUAAAUUGCUGCAUUUCAUCUCCAGCGCUAGACGUUGUUGCUGUGGGUUGUGCUGAUGGAAAAAUUCAUGUUCAUAAUAUUCGAUAUGACAAAGAAGUCGUUACAUUUACUCAUUCUGCCUGGGGUGCUGUUACUUCAUUAUCUUUUAGCACUGACGGGCAACCCCUUUUAGCAUCUGGAGGCUCAUCUGGUGUGAUUAGUAUAUGGAAUCUUGAGAAGAGAAGGUUACAGUCUGUAAUCAGGGAGGCCCAUGAUUGCUCUGUAAUCUCUCUUCAUUUUUUUGCUAACGAGCCCGUGCUUCUGAGUUCAUCAUCUGAUAAUUCAAUAAAAAUGUGGAUUUUUGACACAACUGAUGGUGACCCCCGUUUACUGCGUUUCAGAAGUGGUCACAGUGCUCCCCCUUCGUGUAUCAAGUACUAUGCCAAUGGGCGACACAUUCUAUCUGCUGGUCAAGAUCGAGCCUUCCGUCUCUUCUCUGUUGUUCAAGACCAGCAGAGCAGAGAGCUCUCUCAGAAAAAUGUGUCUAAAAGAGCAAAAAAACUCAAGCUGAAGGAGGAGGAUAUAAAAUUAAAGCCUGUUAUUGCAUUUGAUGUUGCUGAAAUUAGGGAACGUGAUUGGUGCAAUGUUGUUACGUGUCACAUGGACACCGCUAAAGCAUAUGUAUGGAGGCUUCAAAAUUUUGUCCUUGGGGAACAUAUCCUUAGUCCGUGCCCGGAAAAUCCAACACCAGUCAAAGCAUGCGCCAUAAGUGCAUGUGGCAAUUUUGCAGUUAUAGGGACAUCAGGUGGUUGGAUUGAGCGAUUUAAUCUUCAAUCUGGAAUCAGUCGUGGCAGUUAUGGCGACACCAUUUUGCAAGGGAAAAAUCAUUAUGCUCAUGAUGGAGAAGUGAUUGGCAUAGCCUGUGAUUCCACAAAUACCCUUAUGAUAAGUGCAGGAUACCACGGGGAUGUGAAAAUAUGGGACUUCAAAGGGAAGGGGUUGAAGUCUAGAUUGGACAUUGACUGCUCUCUAGUAAAGAUUGUUUAUCAUCGAUCCAAUGGUCUUUUAGCGACUGCGGCAGAUGACUUAGUUAUCCGUGUGUUUGAUGCUGUCGCAUUGAGGAUGGUUAGAAAAUUUCAGGGGCAUGCAGAUCGCAUUACAGACAUGUGCUUUAGUGAGGACGGGAAAUGGCUAUUGACCUCUAGCAUGGAUGAGACUCUUAGAAUUUGGGAUGUUAUUUUAGCUAGACAGAUUGAUGCCAUACAAGUUGAUAUCUCUAUAACUGCUUUAUCUCUAUCGCCUAACAUGGAUGUCCUAGCCACCACACAUGUUGAUCAAAACGGUAUCUAUCUAUGGGUCAAUCAGGCCAUGUUCUCCAGUGCUUCUAAUUUUGAAUCUUAUGGAAGUGGGAAAGAAAUUGUGAGUGUGAAGAUGCCAUCAGUUUCAUCAGAAGAAACUCUUCAAGAUAAUGAUGACAAAGCCACUGUAAUAAAGCCUCAAGAGGUUCUUGAUUCUUCUCAAAUUGUACCUACUUUGGAGCAGCAAAUUCCAGGUCUAGUCACGCUCUCACUAUUGCCAAAGAGUCAGUGGCAGAGUUUGAUCAAUUUAGACAUAAUAAAGGAGCGGAACAAACCGAUUGAGCCUCCGAAGAAACCGGAGAAAGCUCCUUUCUUCUUACCUUCAAUUCCCUCCCUCUCUGGUGAAAUUUUAUUUAAACCCAGUGAAGAAGUUGGCGAUGAGAAGAAUUCACAAGAUGGCGAAAAGGGAGAGAACCGGAGAAAACCGAAUCUUCCUGUCUCUAAAUUCUUGCAUGUCCUCCAGUCAUCUGCGGAGAGUCAAAAUUUUGAAGCAUUCACUGAUUAUAUUAAAAGCGUGUCCCCAUCAGCACUGGACAUGGAAAUGCGAGUGCUUCAACUUAUCGACGACGACGAUGAUCAAGAUAUUGUGAUGGACAGACAGGAAUUGUACUUCAUUGAAUUGCUUCUGGAUUACUUCAUACACGAGACCACAUGCAGGAACAACUUUGAGUUUGUGCAGGCUCUCAUUAGACUGUUUUUGAAGAUUCAUGGUGAAGCAAUCAGGCAGCAGCCGAAGCUGCAGGAAAAGGCUCAGAAGCUUCUAGAAAUCCAGUCGGGCGUUUGGCGGAGAGUGGACAAGUUGUUCCAGAGUAGCAGAUGCAUGGUGGCAUUCCUUAGUAAUUCACAAUUUUGAUGGUCUACUGUAAGUCUUUCCCUUGGUUUUUAGGUAAUGGUGUGUUUGGAAAUUGAAUUUGUUUCACUAGAACGAGCAAGCCAGAGUUCAAACAGAAAAAAAUCGAAGUAAAUUUAGUGCAUAUUUCACUAAUUUCAGGCUGCAAUGCAACGGGUCUACCCCUCUCGUGUUUCCAACAACUUCUUAUUCCUUUCCUAAUGAAUUUUUCUUCAUAAA